This is a messenger RNA of Apis dorsata (giant honeybee), 3138 nucleotides long. Its product is annotated as protein patched homolog 3-like. Gene Ontology annotation, cellular component: membrane. NCBI's taxonomy places the organism in Eukaryota, Metazoa, Arthropoda, Insecta, Hymenoptera, Apidae. Bases 616 to 2979 code for a protein of 787 amino acids. The record is from RefSeq and is a predicted model, not a curated record. The transcript has 13 exons.
AUUUGCAGUAUAGUGAAGACUUUUACAUCAUGUAGCUAUAAACUUUCAAAGAAAAGCGUUAAUUAAUGGAAUAAGUAGGUCGACCAGUUAGAAUUGGUGCUAUGCUGUACUAAACGUUGUAUAUGAGCGUCAGAUUACUUCCAACGUUGGUCACAUGCAUGCUGCCAUACUCGGCUGUGUGCUUACAAACGUUCUUCUACAGUGGACAUUCAACUAUCGGACAACUUGAGCGCGAGGAUGGAAUCACACCGAGGAAGAAACGCCAACAACAUGUGGAAACGCUUGAAAGAUCUGUUACUAGAUCUUCAUUUAAAUUCAGAUCGUCUGUUUUAUCGUAUUGGCUUAAGCAUUGGAAAACGGCCCUGGCUGUGGUUGCUGGUAUGUUUCUGCAUAAAUUGUAUCUGCGCGCCUGGACUGAUUUUCUGGAGGGAAGAGCUCGAUGAUAUCGAGCUCUUUGUGCCCGAAGAUUCCAUAAUACGUAACGACGCCGCCUGGGUGAAGACACACUUCCGGGACGAUUUCCGAUACGAAAGUAUCAUCGUCACAGCCCCCAACGUUUUAGAGCCGGAAGUGCUGCGCUCGGUACAUAGGCGAUCAUGAAUUAUACGAGUAUUUAUGAAGAUUAGCAAAAUAGAGCAAGCAGUAAAAUCUAUCGUGGUAAAUAAUAAUACUUGGGAAGAUGUGUGUGCAGGAUAUUUCACAUGGUUCAAUGUGGAGAAUACAACGGAAAUCUUCGAGGAGAUCAUUGGAUCCAACUUGGCAGAAUUUAAGGAUAAGAUACAAAAAAAUGGAUGUAUAUAUCAAUCUGUCAUACAACUUUGGGAAACUAGUUUAAUGAAAGAUAUUCGUAAUUUGACAAAAAAAGAGGUACUUGAGGAUGUGACCAAAGCAAUCAAACACAAGAUCAACGAUAAUAUUCUAUUAGAUAUUACGCCUCUGUUCUCCGGUAUUAUUUAUGAUAAAAAAGGUCGGGUUAAAGGCGCCAAUGCUACAAUUUUGAAUUGGAUGUUAAAAAAAUCUAAUCCGAACUCGGCCAAUUGGGAAUUAGAGUUCAUAAAUCGAGUUCUCCAUUCAAAUAUCACGUUUCCUCCAGGAAUGGAGAUACAUGCGAUAGCUUCACGAAGUUAUAUAGAUUCUUUACAUCAAAUACUAAAUAGUAAUCUUACAGUAUUAUGUUGCGGAAUAUCUUUGAUUGCGGUCUAUGUAAUGGUUAUGAUUGGUAAAUGUAAUGCAUUAGAACAACGAAUUUAUCUAUCAAUAAUGGGGGUGUUUGUGGUUGGUCAGGCGAUUUUAUCCUCUUACGGAGUAUGCUAUUACUUGGGUUAUUCUUAUGGUCCUAUACAUUCCAUUCUUCCAUUUCUGUUGCUUGGUAUAGGUGUCGAUAAUAUGUUUGUGAUUAUGCAAAGUUUGAUAAAUCUUCCUGAAACAGAUCAAUCCGCAGCAAUUCCUAUACGUAUUGCUAAAGCUAUUCAACAGGCUGGAAUGUCAAUCACAGUGACAUCUUUCACAAACAUAAUUGCGUUUGCUUUCGGAAUUACAACUGUGAUGCCGACAUUAAGAUCCUUCUAUGCAUUUGCCACAUUAGGAAUUCUAUUUUUAUACAUAUAUGAAAUCAUAUUCUUCGUAAGUUGUCUCGUAUAUGAUGAAAAAAGACUCGAAGCCCGCAAAGAUGGUUGUUUCUGUCGACCAAAACUAAAUUGGAAACCCAACGAAUGUAGUCAAAGGAACACGCAACAAAUUAUCUUUGAGAAUUAUAUCGGUCCAGGUAUCACCAAAACUACAACAAGAGUAAUUAUUUUGCUAAUCACUGCCAGUUGUCUAUGCGUUAAUACAUGGGCAGUGUUUCAAUUGGAGCAAAAUUUCGAUCCUCUUUGGUAUUUAAAUCAAGACUCUUAUCCAAUCCAGUUUAAUGAUAAAUUAAAGCAAUAUUUUCCAAAGUAUGGAAAACGAGUAGGAAUUUAUAUGACUGGCAUAGAUUAUUAUGAAGAUCGUAAAUCUCUUUCUGAAUUGGUAGAAGUUUUAAAACACAAUAAAUUUAUUAAUAAUAAUACUCUUGAUCCAUGGUUUAUUGCUUAUGAAAAAUGGCUUAAUGUCACUAAUAAAGGCGAUAUAGAUAGCAGCGAAGAAUAUUAUAACAUUUUGACAGAAUUUUUACUUUUGACAAAGGAAGGUCAAGCAUAUAUUAAGGAUAUCAAUUUCGAUAAAUUACCGGCUGGAGAAUAUAAUAUAACGACAUCACAAAUUCCUAUUCAACACGUUAUGAUUAAUACAACAUCGGAACAAAUACAAGCAAUGCAACUUAUCAGAGAGUCAAUUCAAGCGAUAAAUUUUUCUCAUGGACAUGAUUAUAUAGCAAUUUUUUCUCCUGAUUAUGUUUCAUGGACAGCAAAUAAAGUCAUAGGAGAAGAAUUAAUUAGAAAUUUAGGCUUGGAAAUUCUGACUAUCGGAGUAGUAAUAUUGAUAUUUCUUAGAAAUUUACAAACAUCAUUUUGGGUGAUUUGUUGCGUAUUCUUUACGCUUAUUGAUUUAUUAGGUACUAUGUAUUUUUUGAACUUAACUAUUGAAAUGUCCUCAAGCAUUAUGAUUCUGUUAUGUGUGGGACUAGCAGUUGAUUAUGCAGCACAUAUGGGAUUAGAAUUUAUACGUGCAAAAGGCAGCAAAAAAGAACGUGCAAUAGAAACACUUUCUAUUAUUGGUCCAGCUGUGUUUAAUGGAGGUUUGAGUACAUUUUUAGCAUUUGUUUUACUAGGUUCUAGUGAUGCUUAUCUUUUCAAUACUUUUUUUAAGUUAUUUACUUGUGUAGUGAUAUUUGGUCUGUUUCAUGGAUUAUUAUUUUUACCAGUAAUUUUAAGUUUAUUAGGUCCUGAAGAAAGAAUAAAAAAAGAAAAAAAUGAAACUGUUGUAAAAGAACAAAAUGGAUAUUGUAAUGUUCCUCUAUCUCAAAGUGAGAAAGAAAUAAUAACUGAAACUGCCAAAUAAAUUUUGACAAUAUUCCAAAGACUGCUUAGAUAAGUAAUUGGUUACAAAAUUCUAGAAUACAUUGCAAUUACAAAAUGCACAUGUACUGUAAAACAGUAGUUUAUAUAUUCUUUGUUAAUCUGUUCUUUUGUAAAAAAAAAAGGAAAAAAAUAAAAAAAG